Camelus dromedarius (Arabian camel) is the source of this 1012-nucleotide messenger RNA. RefSeq names its product olfactory receptor 4C13. Gene Ontology annotation, cellular component: plasma membrane. Gene Ontology annotation, molecular function: G protein-coupled receptor activity; olfactory receptor activity. Gene Ontology annotation, biological process: G protein-coupled receptor signaling pathway. The coding region runs from base 1 to 927 and encodes 308 amino acids. The record is from RefSeq and is a predicted model, not a curated record. The transcript has a single exon. NCBI's taxonomy places the organism in Eukaryota, Metazoa, Chordata, Mammalia, Artiodactyla, Camelidae.
AUGGAUCUCCUCACCCCUCCCAACAAUGUGACUGAGUUUGUUCUCUUGGGACUCACGCAGAAUCCACACCUGCAGAAAGUACUCUUCAUUGUCUUUUUGCUCAUUUUCCUAUUUACCCUGCUGGCCAACCUGCUCAUGGUCAUCACCAUCUCCCUCAGCCCUUCGCUUUCAGCCCCCAUGUACUUCUUCCUCACUUACUUGUCCUUCAUAGAUGCCUCCUUCACCUCUGUCACAACUCCUAAAAUGCUCAUUGACCUGCUGUACCAGAGGAGAACUAUCUCCUGGGGUGGCUGCCUGACCCAGCUGGCUUUGGAACACUUCCUGGGAGGGUCAGAGGGCAUCAUCCUCACUGUCAUGGCCUAUGACCGCUACGUGGCCAUCUGCAAGCCCCUGCACUACACGGCCAUCAUGAGACAGCAUCUCUGCCAGCUCCUGGUGGUGGUGGCCUGGAUUGGGGGGAUACUGCAUGCCAUUGUACAGGUUCUUUUCAUGGUCAACUUGCCCUUGUGUGGUCCCAAUGUGAUUGACCACUUCAUGUGUGAUCUCUUUCCACUGUUAAAACUUGCCUGCAGGGACACGUACAGGCUUGGAGUGGUGGUGGCAGCUAACAGUGGGGGCAUGUGCUUACUCAUUUUUUUCAUGCUACUCAUCUCCUACAUAGUCAUCCUGUGCUCCCUGAAAUCCUGUGGCUCUGAAGGACGGCGCAAAGCCCUCUCUACAUGUGGCUCCCACCUUACAGUAGUGGUGCUCUCUUUUUUCCCUUGUGUAUUCACCUACAUACGUCCCGUGGCCGCCUACCCUGUGGACAAGUUGGUGAGUGUGUUCUACUCAGUCCUCACUCCCAUGUUGAAUCCUAUCAUUUACACAGUGAGAAACACAGAGGUGAAAAAUGCCAUGAGGAGUUUGAUAAAGAGGAGAGUAACUUAGGCUGUUCAUGAUAACAAGAAACUGAUGAUUUAUAUACAUAGGGAGGAUUAUACCUAUUGUAAAUUGUACAGAAAAACUAAGAAAU